Molecule: messenger RNA, 6017 nt
Organism: Schistocerca piceifrons (Central American locust)
Lineage: Eukaryota; Metazoa; Arthropoda; Insecta; Orthoptera; Acrididae
Product: NFX1-type zinc finger-containing protein 1-like
Exons: 13
Coding region: 291-6017 (1908 amino acids)
Biological process (GO): regulatory ncRNA-mediated heterochromatin formation
Cellular component (GO): nuclear RNA-directed RNA polymerase complex; nucleus
Molecular function (GO): zinc ion binding; helicase activity
Source: RefSeq, a predicted model, not a curated record
UGCGUAAUAACUGCGUUUCAGCGUAGCGGUACGUCAUUGCUGUACUUCCCCUACUUCGUUAAGUUCGUCUCCAUCUUGAGGCGAUGUGUGUUGCAGCCGCAGUGUUGUGUUUGUGGUCGAACAGAGCGGUUACAGUGCAGUGUGCUCAGAGUGAAACAAAUGGGCAGUUCUGAUUAUUCCAGUACAACAAAAGAAAUACGAUAUCAGUACACAAGAGUUUGAUGUUAUCGUAGUUAAAUCCUAGCCUACUGCAGGUGUUUGACUAAGAAUUCUGGCACCAGUUUGCAAGAAUGGGAAAUAACAACACAAGACCCAGCUCAAAUAGUGGACAUACUGCACAAUAUAGUGUCCCCAGUAGCACACAAGUAAAUAACAGUAGGCAAUUUGGAUCAGCUUUUCCACACACAACUCAUUACGUUGUUUCAAACAGAACAUCAGGAAAUACUGUCUACAGUGCACAGAGUAGUGUUGCAGAUACAAUAUCUAAUACAAGAACAGGAACAGGACUAAAUAAACCAGUAGCUGGUAAAACUCAGUCUUUUGAGCCAGACUUAAACCAUCCUUACCAGAGACUGCAGUCAGAACUGGCAGAAGAAGCAAGAGUGCAUCAUGUCCACAACCAGCAAGAGCCGAUGUCAUCAUUUAACAGAGACGCUGCAACUAAAGUAGUUAGUGACGUCCCUGUAAAGAGCAGUCAGCAUCUUGCAAAAGGUCCGUCUGAUGGGUUCAAUGAAACUUUAUCCCGUCCUUUUCCUGCAGCUAAAUUUGUGGGAGCACAAAGCUCAACACAAAACAGUCAAGUUCCCAAAGUUCAGAAUGUUACAGGGAAGUCAUUGACGGCAAACUUUGCACCUUCAGCACCUACUUUCAGUGAACUUCACUCAGAAGUUCCAAUGGCACGUGUAAUCCCUUCUGUUGUGAUGGCCAACAAACAAAAGGAAGAUUACCAGAAAUCUAUAAAAGAAAAUUUUAACUGCUCAUCUCGGGGACAGUUAGUGGGAGAAAAUGGACAGUCUACCAAGAUAAAUGUGAUUCAGCCACAUUCUUCAGGGACAGGCAACAUACUCAAGCAGAAUGAGGGUAUCCGGUCAAAAGACCUUGUAAAAGAACAAAGUGGAGAUGUGUCAAAGACUGUUAUUUCUGACCAUGAAUGGCAACAACGUAUUAGUUCCCUCAGUUCAGAGCUUACUGAGAGCAGUCAGUCACAGAACAAUAAUUAUAGUAGUGCAGAGAGUCGAGCAAGUCAUGGUAGCCACAGUUCAAGAACGAUAGUGGGAGACACAAGACAGGGUCAAAGUGGCAGUUAUUUGAACAAGGGAUUUUACAAUGAAAACAAAGUAGGAAAUUGUGACUUGAGGCAGAAGUGUGCCGAACCCAGAUAUUUCAUUGGUUAUCAUCGGUUGCUUGAGUUUGUAGAUGGAGAUCCUGAAGAGGCAGUUAUAGUUCUUGCAAAUAAACACUCCGGAUUUUAUGAGCUGCUGAAAGACAACUUGAAACCAGAUUGGUUGGUGUUGGUAGUGAAAUUGCUUGCCAACAUAUGCAAGACUAAUUUAUCUGACAAGAAAGUUGCAGUUCUUUCCGAGACCUGUUCACUGGGCUUUCAUGAGCAGCUGUCAUUAUAUCUGUCUAGUUUAUCGCCAAAGCAAAAUGAAAGUGAUAAACUUCAUCUAAGAACUUUUAUUUAUAAUUUAAUAAAAUUAUAUGCAACUGUAGUGGAAUUAAUUCCAAACACUGGUUGCGAGCUAGCGAUGUUGGCUACAAUUGAUGCUGCCAUUAAGACUUCAGCUCAGUAUCUUGGAGCAUCUUACACUGAUGAUAUAUUCAAUAACCUUGUAGAUUUGAAAAACCAAAUCAAACUGUCUGGAGACAAUGAGAGAAAAGGGCUGCAGAAAGAAAUAAACCUAGCUGAGGAACUUUCUGCAACUAACUUCAGAGAACUGUGUGUUCUCCCAACAACAAGUGAGCUUACGAGCAAUCGAGAACCAUUCCUUCGAGCCAUCUUAAUGCAGGGAGCAUAUACAAAUGCAGAGCAUUACUUAGAUGUCCAUUUUAGGCUUCUGAAAGAAGAUUUGAUAAGGCCACUACGUGAAAACAUUAACAGACCUUGGAAAGGCAAAACUCCAAGAUUUAGAAAUUUGAGACUGUACAGGAAAGUGUACUUCACACGGUGGACAAUGGUAGGAGGUAAAAUAGGCCAUAUAGUGAGCUUUGACCCCGAUAAUUAUAUGGAAAAGGCUAAACUGACCAGUUGUGGAAUGCUGCGGAGUGAUUCUCUUCUCUGUUUCUCAAAUAAUAAUUUUAAAGAUGUAUUAUUUGCAACUGUGAUGUGUAAUUACGAUUUCAUGUUAAAAAAAGGAUACGUAGUUGUUUGCUGUUUAGAUAUGGAAGAAAGUAGAAAUAAUGAAAUGUAUAGCUCUCCUUAUGUGAUGAUAGAAUUGAAGUUAAACUUUAAGCCUUAUUUCCAUACACUUAAGGCCUUGCAGAAAAUGCAAGUAAAUGAAUUUCCAAUGCCACAGUAUAUUAUCGAUGUUGUGAACCAGAGAAUGCCUCCAGAAUAUCUGUGGGAUGCACAGAAUGGGAGAUCCAAACUACUGAAAAUCGAUGGAAAAGAUGUUGUUGCCACAGAUAUUGAAUCUUGGCCAAAGGCAUCUCAACUUCAACUAGAUGAGUCUCAAUACAGCGCAUUUCGAACAGCUCUGACAGAGAAAUUUGUUCUCAUUCAAGGACCACCUGGAACCGGCAAAAAGUUUUUAAGUCUUAAAAUAAUGAAAACCUUUCUUGAGAACAGACAAGCAUGGAACUCCAAGAAAGCACCAAUACUGGUUAUUUGUCUUCGAGAUCGUACCCUUGAUCAGUUAAUGGAAGGCUUCUUGAAGUUUACUCCAAAUAUAGUUCGCAUUGGAGGGAAAACCAUGAAUGAACAGGUUACCCAAUUAAACCUUGCAGAAAAACAAAAAUUGAUUAAAAGACGUGGUCCCAACUAUCACGUAUUCUGUCACUUGAGAAAUAGUUUAUCAGCUGUUGUUUCCUCAUUUAAGAAACUGGAGCGUGACAUAAAUGCUAUAGAUAGCAAUUGUGGUAUUUUGUCCAUCACAUCACUUGAGUCGUGUAUGUCAGAAGUACAUGUUAACUCAUUCAAAAACAAUAUUAAUCAAGUAGACAAUUCAUUAUUCCUUAAAUGGCUAGAAGAAGGGAUCUCUACUACCUCAGCUAAUGAGACAGAAACACCAGCUUAUAUUGAUUCCUUGGAAGAAACUGUCAGUGUCAGAAGCAACAACAUAACGUGUGACAUUACACUGCCUGAUGAAACUGAUGACGACUUAGGCCUAGAAGUGGAUCUGAAAAAGUCAAUUGAGCUUAUAAAUUUUGCUUUGGAUUUCAAGGCCUCACAAGAAGCUAUUGAUGUAUUAAGAGAGACCAUAAGAAAUAUAAGGGAAAAAUCAAGUGAAGAAGGUGUGUUCAAUUCAGUGCAGAAAUAUGAGGAAGAGUUGAGAAGACUUACAGUUAAGUUGAAAUAUUUUCAGAACAGUCUGCUGGCAGAUCAAAAGUUGAAUGAGAAACUGGACCCAUUGCAUAAUUUGUCAGAUCUGUGGGCCAUAGACUCAGCAGCUCGAUGGUCUCUGUAUAGGCAGUGGGUUUCAACACUGAAAUGUAGACUGUUGGAAGAAUUACAGCAAUUAGCGUCAGAUGUUAUUUCGAAAUCGAAGAAAUUUGAGGAGUUUAAAGCAGUGGAAGAUUAUGAGCUACUCUUGAAUUCAGACAUUGUUGGCAUAACUACAGCUGCAGCUGCCCAGUUUCAGCCUCUGCUGAAGAGACUGGAAUGUAAAAUAGCUAUUGUAGAAGAAGCAAAUGAAAUACUGGAAUCACAAAUUGCAGUUUUUCUUACAAGUCAUUGUCAACAUCUCAUCAUGAUAGGAGAUAGUUUGCAACUACGAGCUUCUACAUCUGUUUAUGAAUUGCGUCAAAAGUAUAACCUAGAUCUGUCAUUGUUUGAACGAAUGUUGAACAAUGGCAUACAUUGUGAGAUCUUAAAGACUCAGCACCGCAUGCGAUCAGAGUUUGUUAGACUUUUAGUGCCUGCUAUAUAUCCUGCAAUAAAAACUCACACCUCUGUUAAAAAAUAUGAAGAAAUUGCAGGAGUUGUAGGCAACUUGUUUUUUAUAACACAUCAACAGACAGAAGAAGAGGUACCUGGCUUAAAGAGCUACCGUAACCCACAUGAAGGAGAUUUCCUUGUUGCCCUCUGCAGGCACCUCAUUCUACAGGGACAUUCUCCAGAAAAUAUUACUAUAUUAACAACAUAUGUGGCUCAGGUGUUUUAUAUUCAGCAGAAGCUGAAGUCAACUUCACUGAUAAAAGAAGUAAGAAUUGUAUGUGUGGACAAUUUCAAAGGUGAAGAAAAUGACAUCAUCUUAUUGUCACUAGUGCGAAGCAAUAAGGAUGGUAAUAUUGAUUUUUGGAAGGUAGAAAACCGAAUUUCUGGCGUCCUUUCCAGAGCAAGGAAAGGAUUUUACAUCAUUGGCAACAUGGACUGUUUUACUUCAGUUAGUGAUACAUGGAAAAAAAUAAACAAUGCAUUCAAGAGUAUGGCAGCUAUUGGACCCAGCCUUGCACUACACUGCAAGUUUCAUAGUGAACAGCUGAGUUAUGUAUCUUCGGCAAGUGAUAUUGUGAGCUUGCUGGAGGAAGGAUGUCAGCUUCCGUGUAAUGACAGAUUGCCAUGUGGCCAUACUUGUCCCCUUUCUUGCCAUUUAGAGGACCGCGAUCAUUCAAAGGUCAGGUGCACAAAAUUGUGUGAAAGAUCACCAGCAGGCUGCAAGUUUGGUCAUCAGUGUGAGAAACAGUGUUAUGAAGAGUGUGGUGUCUGUGGCAUCUGUGGAAAUAAAGUCGUGAAGAUAUUGCCUUGUGGCCAUACUCUAGAAGUGGAGGGCAACAUAGAUGCAGCUAAGCAGCUAUGCACAGUUAGCGUUCUUAUUAAGCUUCCGUGUGGCCACGAAACUGUGAAGCCCUGUCACCAGAAAGCAGAAAAAAUCGUCUGCCCACAUCCUUGCGAGAACCGCUUACGAUGUGGACACCAGUGCCUUAGAAAAUGUCACAUCAAUCAUGAUCCAGAUCAUUUAAGAUACCAGUGCAGGAAAAAAUGUGGACGAAAGAACAUUGGCUGUAGAAAUGAUCAUAUGUGUCAGAAAUUAUGUUAUGAAGACUGUUCUCCCUGUAUUGUUAAUGUAAAACAGAAACUUGCUUGCAAUCAUUUAGUGGAGAUUCCAUGCAAACAAGACCCGAAAGAAGUGAAAUGUCAGAUGAAUUGUACGAAAAAGCUACCAUGUGGACAUCCAUGCAAAAUGCGUUGUGGUGAACCCUGUGGGAACUGUCAAGUGGAGAACUGGAAUGCUCAGUGCAUACCUUUAUCAACUACCAUAUUUCAAAAUGAGUCAAAGAGUUUCAAACUUCAGAAACAAAAGGGAAACGGCGAGCUAUCAUAUGUUGUUAGAAAUAUGUGUGUUUUUAUCUUACCAAGUUGGUGUAAGGCAACACCAUUUGAUAUUAGCAAGUACAGAUUAGCAUAUAGAUACAGCCAAGGAUCACCAGCAGGCUGCAAGUUUGGUCAUCAGUGUGAGAAACAGUGUUAUGAAGAGUGUGGUGUCUGUGGCAUCUGUGGAAAUAAAGUCGUGAAGAUAUUGCCUUGUGGCCAUACUCUAGAAGUGGAGGGCAACAUAGAUGCAGCUAAGCAGCUAUGCACAGUUAGCGUUCUUAUUAAGCUUCCGUGUGGCCACGAAACUGUGAAGCCCUGUCACCAGAAAGCAGAAAAAAUCGUCUGCCCACAUCCUUGCGAGAACCGCUUACGAUGUGGACACCAGUGCCUUAGAAAAUGUCACAUCAAUCAUGAUCCAGAUCAUUUAAGAGUCCAUUCGCAGUGUAAAGAAUAUGUAAGACUGAGAGGACCUUGUGGAAAUUUAGUUACUGUUGCUAGCGCACCAACAGUGAAAGCCAAGUAUCUGGGUCUGGCACAGUUUUAA